CUUUAUUUGUUAUUUACAAAAUACUGGCGCGGUAAAACAUUUUUAUGCUAGUAUAUGAAUUGUAGAACCACACGGCCUACGUUUAUCAACAUUUUACUCUGAAAUGGUUGUUAAUUCGAGUUUAAAGUGCCAGUAUUAUUAAGGGAAAAACCCGGAAGUGGUUUUCGGAUGUAAACACACGUGUGGGUUUCGUCUCCGAUGAAGAAUUAUGCCAAAACUAGUCGAUGUAAAAUUCCCGUCAGGAUGUGAAACUCUGCCUGAAGGUUUCUGGUCAGCUGUGGACGUGUGGAUAAAGAAACCUCACGUCGUCAACAAGCGUCUGUGUGGAGUUAAAGAAACUCAAAGCCAGGAUGUGGACAGAGAUACCCUGGUGCUCCUGCUGGACCCGGACCUUCCUGGUUCUGGAUCUGGUUCUGGACUCUCAGAGGACGUGUUGGCUUUCCUCUCACCCGAACAGACACACGGACAGGACAAACCGUGGUCCUAUAGUAUCAGGACGUUUAUUCCUAAAGUGAACAGCUAUGGUUCAAACCUGCAUAAAGAAGUUGUACUUAAAGACUUUGAGUCUCAACAGGUGACUUUUCUUCCAUUUGAGGAGGAUGCAGAAGGGCGGGUGUCUCUGAAGAAGGGCAACAUUUAUCAGAUUAAACUCCUGCUUCAGGACUGUGGGACGUGGACGUUAGAGCUCCACAUCCUAGAUCCAGAGUCCUGGUUCUCUGAUGGUGUUGCGUACCCAAAGCCAACCUGGCUCUGCUCAGACCUGGUCCCCAGACUCCAGCGCUGGGCCACCGAGUCCCGAAGCAGCGAGUUCAGAAAUACCCUGUCACUGCUGCCGGUGGAGAAGUACAGCCGGAUCUAUCAGGAGCUGAAGGGCAAGUACAAGGCCCUGGUCCAGGUCUGGCCCGAGGUCACGGAUCCAGAGAAGUUUGUGUAUGAAGAUGUUGCCAUAGCAACGUAUCUUCUGGUUCUUUGGGCAGAGGAACGAGCUGAGAAGGACCUGGACGCUCCACAGACAUUUGUGGAUCUGGGCUGUGGAAAUGGUCUCCUGGUCCACAUCCUGACCAAUGAAGGGCAUUCGGGGAGGGGCAUCGAUGUUCGCAGAAGGAAGAUCUGGGACAUGUACGGACCCCAGACUCUGCUGGAGGAAAAGGCCAUUACCCCCGGUGAGUGCUUCUUAUUCCCGGGUACAGACUGGCUGAUUGGGAACCACUCGGACGAGCUCACGCCGUGGAUCCCCGUUAUAGCGUCCAGGUCGUCGUACUUCUGCCGCUUCUUCGUCCUCCCCUGCUGCUUCUUCGACUUCUGCGGGAAAUACCAGCGACGCCAGUGUCAGAAGUCUCAGUAUAAAGAAUACAUCGACUUUAUUACAGAGGUCAGCAAAGUCAGUGGCUUCAACACGGAGGAGGACUGUCUGAGGAUCCCAUCCACCAAACGGGUUUGUCUGGUGGGAAAGUCCAGAAACUACAGCCAAUCUGAAGAAACCGAAGCAGAGCAGCGAAGAGCCCAUUACAUCCACAGCCGGCAGAACACCACAGGUCAAAGGUCGACUAUUAGAAACGAUGACAACUGCUGCCAUGAGACCACAGAGGCUGAUGGGACCCCCGGGGGUGACUGGGGAGCCGGGUUCCAGCCUCGGGACAGGGUCGAAACGGUCCGAAACUGCGCCGCUCUCCCCCGGGACUUCGUUGACGGUGUGGUGCUUCUGGUCGCUAACGCUCUUCUGGGGAUGAACGUGGACGACAGCGGGACCUGGAACCAAGGAGGAAGCCUUUCUGUGGGCGAGGUCGCUGGGCUGUUGGACAAGGAAACCCUGCAGGUCCUGAAGAACGAGUGUGGAGGUCUGCAGACGCUCCUGAAGAACAACCACCAGGUCUUUAGAGUGGAGGGGGGGCAGGUCCACAUCAGAGACUGGCGGGACAGGAAGUCCUCCAGGUCGGAUGCCAGGAGGAAACCGGUCGCCCCCGGGGCUCUGAAAACCAGAGCUUGCUGGUUUCAUAUCCACCACCCUCAGGGCUGCCCCCUGCAGGCCGAACACUGCGCCUUCGCUCACGGACACAACGACCUCCGACCUUCGACCCGGCCUCUAAAGAAACUAAAGAACAGCCUUUUACCCUGACUUUCAAUUUAAAUGUUAAUUAAUAUUAAUUAAUGACAAUAAAUGUUUCUCUAAGAGGACAACGACCUAUUUAUGUUAUCUGUGGUUACUUUUCUAGCCAUAUUAGAACACUUUAUGUAUUAACAAAACAAAAAUGCUGAGUAAGAAAAAACACUGAAAUUGUAAAUUUACAGAAGAAAGCUCUAGAACUUUAUGAGAAAAAGAUAAAACAUUCACUAAGUUUAUACAAUCUAACAUUGUCCAGAAAAAAAUCUGUUACGAUUAAAGUUGUCACCCCCCCA
Molecule: messenger RNA, 2397 nt
Organism: Sphaeramia orbicularis (orbiculate cardinalfish)
Lineage: Eukaryota; Metazoa; Chordata; Actinopteri; Kurtiformes; Apogonidae
Gene: trmt44
Product: tRNA methyltransferase 44 homolog
Exons: 11
Coding region: 209-2116 (635 amino acids)
Biological process (GO): tRNA methylation
Molecular function (GO): tRNA (uridine) methyltransferase activity; metal ion binding
Source: RefSeq, a predicted model, not a curated record